AUCCAAUAUGAAAGUAGUCGCACUCAUUAGUGGGGGAAAAGAUAGCUGCUUUAACAUGAUGCAUUGUGUAGCCAAUGGUCAUACAAUUGUCGCACUCGCUAAUUUACAUCCACCAUCCACAUCAAACGUUGAUGAACUCGAUAGCUACAUGUUUCAAACAGUGGGUCAUGAUGUGAUAUCCAACUAUUCCGAAUGUAUGGAUAUCCCAUUGUUUCGUCAAGAUCUUGCACACAGAUCGGUAGAUAUCAAUGCAACCUAUACAUUAAAUGACAACGAUGAAGUUGAAGAUCUGUUUCAACUUUUACUCAAAGUCAUUAAACAAGUGCCUGAUGUUGAGGCGGUUUCCAGUGGAGCAAUCCUUUCAAACUAUCAACGAACUCGAAUCGAGAAUGUAUGUUCAAGACUGAAACUUCAGUCACUGGCGUAUAUGUGGCAAGGCAGUCAAAAACAACUGCUGAUGGACAUGAUUGAUAGCGGUGUUGAGGCAGUAUUGGUCAAAGUUGCAGCUGCUGGACUUUCUGAAAAUCACCUUGGAAAAUCAUUAGCACAAAUGUAUCCUGUUUUGAUGAAACUGAACGAACGAUACGGAAUCAAUGUCUGUGGAGAAGGUGGCGAGUAUGAAACCCUGACAUUGGAUUGUCCUCUUUUUAAAAAAAAACUUUUAAUUCAAGAGUCGACUAUUCAUGUGCACUCAUUUGAUGAUGUCGCGCCAGUAGCAUAUUUGAAAACACCUAGUAUUGUCGUGAAACUCAAGGAAGACUGUGAAUCGAGCUGGAUUCAUAAAAUGAAAAAUGUGAU
This is a messenger RNA of Batrachochytrium dendrobatidis JAM81, 798 nucleotides long. Its product is annotated as diphthine--ammonia ligase. NCBI's taxonomy places the organism in Eukaryota, Fungi, Chytridiomycota, Chytridiomycetes, Rhizophydiales. Gene Ontology annotation, molecular function: diphthine-ammonia ligase activity. The transcript has 7 exons. Gene Ontology annotation, biological process: protein histidyl modification to diphthamide. The annotation marks the transcript as partial. The record is from RefSeq and is a predicted model, not a curated record.